AAUACCUAUGUGCUGCUCAUCAGAAUGACUCUGCCUAUGACAGCCCAGAUCCUGAAGCUGAAUGCAGCCCUAAUACCUCUCAGUUGGAGCAGCCCAAAGGGAGGAGCACUAGUGUUAGCAGAAGAUACCCAACACACACCUCUGGUUCUUCACUGACUAAUUUCAGAGAUGACAUCAGCAUGAUGGACAGGAGGUACUCAGAACCAGACCUGUCCUUCCAGAGGUGCCUUGAAGGCAGGAUAAGGAAUCAGAAGCUAAACAAAAGUGAGGACAAUUUUCCAGUUCAGCAGAAACAGCUAGGUUUGGAGACACUGGAGAAACGCCUUGCAAUCUUACCUUCACAAUUAUCAACUGACUCUCUACCAAAUACAUCCUCCAGUUGCUCCCUGGAGAGCUCUGAUGGCUCAGUUUUCACCAGCUCCCCAGUAGUUUCACCCUCUAGUCCCAAAAGAACCUUUCUAAAUAGGCCGCAGUCCUUCUCCACCAAGGCCACUGAAGACUGCAGUAUGCCUAGCAGAGAGAUCAAAAAGCAUUCCAUGUCAUUCUCUUUUGCAAACCGCAGGAAAACACUAAUAAAAACCCAGAGUUGGGGGCCUGGAAAAAACAUGUUUUUUCAGAGAGACGGUUUCACAAAGAAAGAACAGUUCUCCUGCAGGGUUGUCCAGGAGAACAGCCCUGACGAUGACAAACCAUUGCCUGUGGAGCACCAGCCAAGGCCCCGUUUCAGGUCAGUUGAUGAAGUGUUCAGAGAGGUAGACCAGAGGAAUCCUGGAAGACCACCCUCUUAUGAAGAGGCUACUAAAAACUGCCUGGCCACUAAGGUUCCCUUCCACAAUCUUACGGUUCAAACUAUGAGACUAAAAAUGUCAAACCAGGACACUUUGCUGCCUCAUCCAAGCAGCAGCUGUGCCCAGGACGCAGCAUGUAUGUCUUUAAGGGAACUACCCCGUGACAGAGUUUCUGCAGUGAAGAAUUCUGACGUGGAAACUGAAACCAUCAGCGUCACUGUGGGAAUAAAUUCCCGUGUGAGUUUACCUGUGACCCCGGGAGUCUACCGAUUGAGAGCCAUGUCUGAGUCCUGUCAAAAGAACAAACUGGAGUACGUGGCUCGGAGGUGCAGCCAGCCAGUUUUUGAGGUAGACCAGAUCCAGUAUGCCAAGGAAUCCUACGUUUAA
Molecule: messenger RNA, 1175 nt
Organism: Nestor notabilis (Kea)
Lineage: Eukaryota; Metazoa; Chordata; Aves; Psittaciformes; Psittacidae
Product: T-cell activation Rho GTPase-activating protein-like
Exons: 1
Molecular function (GO): GTPase activator activity
Source: RefSeq, a predicted model, not a curated record